AUGGAGGGCGGCAAGCUCGGUGCCUCGCCCGGCAGCCGCGACGACAGCGCGGGCGGCUUCCCGGCCAAGGCGGCGGCGGGGCCGGCGGGGGACGCGGCUCGCGGCAGCCCGAAGGAGCACGGCAACUCGGUGUGCUUCAAAGUGGACGGCGGCGGCGGCGGGUGCGAGGAGCCCGGCGCGGCCGAGGGCGAGGGCGAGGGGCCGCCGCGGCAGUACGGCUUCAUGCAGCGGCAGCUCACCUCCAUGCUGCAGCCCGGCGUCAACAAAUUCUCGCUCCGCAUGUUCGGCAGCCAGAAGGCGGUGGAGAAGGAGCAGGAACGGGUUAAAACUGCGGGGUUCUGGAUCAUCCACCCCUACAGCGACUUCAGGUUUUACUGGGACUUAAUAAUGCUUAUAAUGAUGGUUGGCAAUCUUGUCAUCAUACCAGUUGGAAUCACGUUCUUUACAGAGCAAACAACAACACCAUGGAUUAUUUUCAAUGUGGCAUCAGACACUGUUUUUCUAUUGGACUUGAUCAUGAAUUUUAGAACUGGGACUGUCAAUGAAGACAGCUCUGAAAUAAUACUGGACCCUAAGAUCAUUAAGAUGAAUUAUUUAAAAAGUUGGUUUGUAGUUGACUUCAUUUCAUCAAUACCAGUGGAUUAUAUCUUUCUUAUUGUAGAAAAAGGAAUGGAUUCAGAGGUUUACAAGACAGCUAGAGCACUUCGUAUUGUGAGAUUUACAAAAAUUCUCAGCUUGUUACGUUUAUUGCGGCUUUCAAGAUUAAUUAGAUACAUCCACCAGUGGGAAGAGAUUUUCCAUAUGACAUACGAUCUGGCAAGUGCUGUGGUGAGAAUCUUUAACCUGAUUGGAAUGAUGCUGCUACUAUGCCACUGGGAUGGUUGUCUUCAGUUCUUAGUACCUUUACUUCAGGAUUUCCCACCAGAUUGCUGGGUGUCCCUAAAUGGUAUGGUUAAUGAUUCCUGGGGAAAGCAGUACUCAUAUGCACUCUUCAAAGCUAUGAGUCAUAUGCUUUGCAUUGGUUAUGGAGCCCGGGCCCCUGUCAGCAUGUCUGAUCUUUGGAUUACCAUGUUGAGUAUGAUUGUGGGGGCUACAUGUUAUGCCAUGUUUGUUGGUCAUGCCACUGCCCUAAUUCAGUCUUUGGAUUCCUCUAGACGGCAAUACCAAGAGAAGUAUAAACAAGUGGAGCAGUACAUGUCAUUCCACAAAUUACCUGCUGACAUGCGCCAGAAGAUCCAUGAUUACUAUGAGCACCGUUACCAAGGCAAAAUCUUUGAUGAGGAAAAUAUUCUUAGUGAGCUCAAUGAUCCCCUUCGAGAGGAGAUAGUCAACUUCAACUGUCGGAAGCUUGUUGCCACAAUGCCUCUUUUUGCCAAUGCAGACCCAAAUUUUGUGACUGCCAUGCUGAGCAAACUGCGUUUUGAGGUGUUCCAGCCUGGUGAUUACAUUAUCCGAGAAGGUGCUGUGGGUAAAAAGAUGUAUUUUAUUCAGCAUGGGGUCGCUGGUGUCAUCACCAAGUCCAAUAAGGAGCUGAAGCUGACAGAUGGCUCUUAUUUUGGAGAGAUUUGCCUUUUGACUAAGGGCCGCCGAACUGCCAGCGUACGAGCCGACACAUACUGUCGCCUGUAUUCCCUCUCUGUGGACAAUUUCAAUGAGGUUCUGGAGGAGUACCCCAUGAUGAGAAGGGCCUUUGAAACAGUGGCCAUCGACAGGCUAGAUAGGAUAGGGAAGAAGAACUCAAUUCUCCUGCAAAAGUUCCAGAAAGACCUCAAUACUGGAGUUUUCAACAAUCAGGAGAAUGAGAUCUUGAAGCAGAUAGUGAAACAUGACAGAGAGACAGUUCAGGCUAUUGCCCCAGUUAGCCUACAGCAAAUGUCAGCACUGAAUUCUAGCAGUACUUCAUCCCGCAUCAGGACACAGUCGCCUCCUGUUUAUACUGCGACCAGCCUGUCUCAUGGAAACCUGCAUUCUCCAACACCAGGCACACAGACACCUCAGCAAGCUGUCAUUCUCUCUCCUUGCUCCUACACUACUGCAAUCUGUAGUCCACCAGUACAGAGCCCCCUGGCAGGUCGAACUUUUCAGUAUGCAUCACCAACUGCUUCACAGUUGUCAUUAAUGCAGCAGCAGCAGCAGCAACAACAACAGCAGCAACAACAGCAACAGCAGCAGAAGCAGCAGAAGGCACCUACUUCAUCACAGAAAAAUGAAGUUCACAAGAGUACACAAGCUCUUCACAACACUAACCUGACAAGAGAGGUGAGACCUCUCUCUGCCUCACAGCCUUCUUUGCCCCAUGAGAUUUCUACUCUUAUCGCCAGACCUCAUCCAACAGUUGGAGAGUCCCUAGCCUCCAUUCCACAACCUGUCUCCAGUGUCCAAGGGUCAGGUAUGCAGGCUGGGAACAGGGGCACUGUCCCACAGAGAGUUGCUCUCUUCAGACAGAUGUCUUCAGGAGCAAUUCCUCCUAACCGAGGGGCCACGGCACCAUCAGCAGCUCUAAAAAGGGACUCUUCCACAGUCUUAAGCACAGACCUUGAAGGAGACAAACCACGAUUUGCUUCAAACUUAUGAUCCCUGCUAACUGUGAAAAGCAGAGACAUUGUAAUAAACUGAGCAUCAUCCCAGGAAUAUUUUAGCCUAUUUCCUAAUAGACCCUGGUAGUCUGUUAUGAAAACAAACAAACAAAACUUUAGCUAGUUUUGCCCUACAUAACGAAUGUAAAAUAUGUGUGUACACAUAUAUCCUAAAAAAGGAGUUUAAAAACCUGUUUAGAGUUCAUGUCUUCCUUUCUUAUAAUCAGCAAAGGAGUCUAAAUUUUGUUGUAAUAUUAUUUAUUUUUAAUCUGUGUUGACUUUAAUCUAACGGAUUUCUCUAUUUAUGAAGAGGUCUCCUAUUUUAAUGGCGGGGGGGGUGGGGAAACUUAACCCAGUGAUAACUUCAUGAAAUGAAAAUAUUAUUUAUUCCAGGAACUAAACUUAACAGAACAGAAAGAAAACCCUCAACCUAACUAGGAAAUAGCAACUAUUCAAUAAUAUUUUUAACUUUCACUAAUAUAAGUUCUGUAUACAAAUUGUGAAUUAUUUAUUACAGAGAAUCCAGUCAUAGUCUCCCAUUGCUUUUUCCAUUUUGGUGCUUUUCAUUCAGAACUAGAUUGAAUAACAGAUAUACUGCAACCAUCUACAGUCAGAGGACAAGAUUACCACUGCUCUGGAUAAUUCUAACCUCAAAACAUAUAAAUCAUUCUGUUGUUUCAGAAAACUGGGAGGACAUUAAUCUUCAUAUUGCAAAAGACUUUUAUGAAGACUAUAAAUAUUGUCAUUGUAAAUAACUUUUUAGACCCAAACACAAAUAGCUGCUGUGUGGUGUACCAUUGCAAAUUCUUUGUUUAGGAAUUUAGGUUCAGCUCUUCACUUCAAAAAUUAAAGUUUUAAAAUUUAUUCAAUCUAAGUGCAACACAACUGUUAAAUUGUAAUGCAGUGGCUUAAAACCUACAAUGUUACUUUUACAUGCAACAUUUUUAUGCAAAAUUGUACGCUUGAUCCUGCAAACUGCUUGUAUUUCACCAAUCACUUUUCUUCUUCCUUGGCCUAAACAGUGUCUGAAAAUAUCCCAUGCAUGCUUUUUUUAAAAACAAGAGCAACAAUAAAUAGGUUCAGUCAGCCAUUGUAGGGAAAGGCUUUAGGGUAUCUUAGAAAAUAAUAAACAUUCAUUAAUUGUGGCUACCUUAAAAUUCCUAUAAUGCUGACUUUGAAUCAUUGAUUUGAGUCUAGAAGUGAAUUUUUUUCAUUUAAAGAAUUAUUUGUAAACCACAGCUUGAUUUAGAAUUUCAGCUGCUUUCUGUGUCCUCACUGUAGUUUUGUAGCUGACUGUGGUGUUAAUUUAAACAAAAUAAAUAUAAUAUAGCAUCAAGUCUGUCUGGGAAUGCACGAUUUGCUCUGUGUAUAUUGUAAUAAAAUGGAUAGUUUAUCCUAAGGCAUGUAGCAUCAAACAUAGCCCAUAGAUAUGAGGUUUAUUUUUUUUAAUGUCUUCAAAACAGAAAGGAAAUGGUGACAGAAAGCAGGGUUAAAGCAUACUGUUUUGUGAACAUUUUAUUUUGUUUGCUCAGAUCUUACAUUACCUUGUAAUUAUUUAGCUUCUCCACAAAGGAAGUCCAUUAGUUAUCGUUUGUGCCUGAUGUGUCACAUUAAAUAGAGAUUGAAACUGAACAUGUCAUAAUUCAACUAUUAUUGAUAAAACAGCACUAUGGACUUAAAUACCAAGCAUAUAUUAUAUUCUCUAAAACAAUAUACUAGCCAUGCUAAGGAAAUGCUUUCAAAGGCAGUCUUCUUUUCCCAUUGAUGCUGGCUUUAUGUUGUAUGGGAAAAAUUAAAUAACAUCAUAAACUACCCAAAGCAGUGCGUCCAGAUAUACUUGAGAGCCAAGUAAAUUUCUAAAGCUAACACAGCUUGAACCCAUGCUGCCUGUUAUGCCUUUUACUCAAAUGGUACAUCAGAUACAAACAAAUGAUCAUUUUACAACUUAUGUCAAUUCCCAGUCACUAACACAGAUCAGUGUAAUUAUCCCAUUAUCGUGUUGCUGACAUCAUUAAAACAAAUGGCCAAGAAUAGUGUAUAAGGAAGAGAUUUCUAAAAAUGAUUGAAACAUUAUGGAUACGCUGCAAGACCAUUUAUUUAUCGAUAAAAUGGCUCUUAUUUUAUUUUAAUACUACUCAUAAUUCCUGUCCAAUUUAUUAUGAUACUAUUCUGAUCCUUGAAAUUGUUUAAGGUUUACAUUUGAUAGGAGUAAUGGGGUUGGUAGUGAAAUAUUUUUAUAUAUAUUCUUAUUUUAUUUUAAGCACUAUGAAGAAACAUUAACUCACAUGGUCUUUCAGUGAAACCAUAAAAAUACUUUUUAAUGACUUUGUAAUAGAGUGGACAAUAUCUAGGAUUUGUAUGUUCAAAUUCAAUAAAAAUGGUACAGGGUAUAAAUUAUAUACAUAUAUAUAUGUAUGUAUGAAUGUAUAUAUACUUAGGUUAAGAAACAAAUUACACACAUUCCUGUAAUAUAAAGGUCCAUUGCUAGUUCCAGAAUUGACCUAUUUUCUCUGUACAUAAGUAAGCCCAUAACUAUGGAAUCUCACAUCUGUACAGAAUGAAAUGUGUUAAUGAAAAAGUUGGAUCUUACUGCUGCUGGGAAGACAAUAGAUUAACUGAUUCUUACAAUAACUGUAUGAUCAGGGAUGAGUUAGAAUUUUUCUUUUGUCUUUGCUCAAAGCCAUAAAUAUAUAUAAAAGGUUAUUAAUAAAU
Alligator mississippiensis (American alligator) is the source of this 5288-nucleotide messenger RNA. It is a transcript of the gene HCN1, whose product is annotated as hyperpolarization activated cyclic nucleotide gated potassium channel 1. The transcript is spliced from 8 exons. NCBI's taxonomy places the organism in Eukaryota, Metazoa, Chordata, Crocodylia, Alligatoridae. The record is from RefSeq and is a predicted model, not a curated record. Gene Ontology annotation, cellular component: membrane. Bases 1 to 2574 code for a protein of 857 amino acids. Gene Ontology annotation, biological process: transmembrane transport; potassium ion transport. Gene Ontology annotation, molecular function: voltage-gated potassium channel activity.